This is a messenger RNA of Aphidius gifuensis, 2215 nucleotides long. RefSeq names its product protein kinase 4 (gene repo). Gene Ontology annotation, biological process: positive regulation of transcription by RNA polymerase II. The coding region runs from base 1 to 1674 and encodes 557 amino acids. The transcript is spliced from 3 exons. Lineage: Eukaryota; Metazoa; Arthropoda; Insecta; Hymenoptera; Braconidae. The record is from RefSeq and is a predicted model, not a curated record. Gene Ontology annotation, molecular function: RNA polymerase II cis-regulatory region sequence-specific DNA binding; DNA-binding transcription factor activity, RNA polymerase II-specific.
AUGAACAUCGUCGAUUAUUCUUGGCAAUCAGUUCUUCUGGAUUAUCCGAGGAAUUAUUUGAACAGUGAUAUUGAUUCUUCGUUUGUGGAGAAUCAUCAGUACAAUCAAGUGGUGGAUAAUUUUGAUGCAAAUUAUAUCAUGGAUGGUACACCAUUUGAUGAUUCAAUAUUUUCGGAUUUUGGCGGUGGUGGUGGUGGUGGUGGAGGCGUCAGAAGUGCUACCGGUGUUCAUUCAAUUCAAGUAAUGCUUGGUCUUCAUGGUACUCAUCAUCCAGCUGAUUUAAUACCACCUGGUGGACAUUUACAUAAAUUAGAUACAUCUGAAUCAUCACCAACUUCUCAUCAUCAAAAUUCUCAUCAUCUUCAACAACAAGUACAGCAACAAGUUCAACAACAACAACAACAACAACAGCAACAGCAGCAACAACAACAACAAAAAGAAUUAAAAGAAAUGGAAUUAGCUGGAAUGUAUGCACCAAUGUCACAAACACAAGAUGUUACAACAUCAACAUCAACUGUUGUUACACCAACAUCAACGUCAUUGCAACAAAAUUUACAAAUGGUCAAUCAAUUGAAAAGAAAAACUGACGAUACAAUUAAUUCAAUGACUCAAGCCAACGAGACUCAACCAGCCAAAAAAGAUUCAAAAAAAAAGACAGAUAACAAUGGAAUUAAAAAGAAAAAAACAAGAACAACAUUUACUGCAUAUCAAUUGGAAGAACUUGAAAGAGCAUUUGAACGUGCACCAUAUCCAGAUGUAUUUGCCAGAGAAGAAUUGGCAUUAAAACUUGCACUAUCAGAAUCACGUGUUCAAGUAUGGUUUCAAAAUCGUCGUGCUAAAUGGAGAAAACGUGAACCACCACGUAAAACAGCUGGUUAUAUGACAGGUGGUUCACCAAGUCCAGGUUUAACUGGUUCAUUUACAUCAUUAAAUAAUAGUUUAAAUCCAUUUGCAACAUCAACAAGUGUUGCAGCAUCAACACCACCAGAUGCAUGGGCAUAUUCACCAGCUUAUGAUUUAGCACCACAUUUAAAUUUAUUAAGUCCAUCAAGUUCACCAUAUUCAAGUACAUUUGGUGGUGCAUCAAAUAAUGGCUCAUAUUCAUAUGCAACAAUGUUACCACAACAUGAUACAUCAUUAUUUUCAACAUCUGGUCAAAAUACAAUGCGUGUACAUCAAGAUUACAUGACAACAAGUAACAAUAAUAAUUCACCACCACCACCAUUACCAUUACCACCACCACCUUCAUCAUCAUCAUCAUCACAAAGUGCCUUAACACGUGCUGAUUAUCAAAAUAUGAUUUCAGCACAUUCACCACAAUCACAUACAAAUCAUCUUGUUGUUGUUGGAGGUGGUGGUGGUGGUAACAGUGGUGGUGGUAGUAGUAGUGGUGGCGGUGGUGGUGGUCCAACAAAUAAUAGCAUGUCUGAAGAUGAACAUGCUCGAAAUAAAGGACAACUUGAUUAUGUUGCUGGACUUAGUCCACCUGAUAAAUAUCAUCAUGAUCAAGAUUAUCAAACACAUCAACAACAAGACACGGGUAUUCAUCAAAAAAAUGAUUAUGGCAUGCAUUCACCACCACCAUCAGUUAGAUCAAUAAAAGAUCAGGUACUUGUUAAAAGUGAACCAACUGAACACCAAAAUUACGUUCAACUUCCACCUUUUUUGAAUUAACUCGGACCCUCGUUAAGCGAGCAACAUAUUAUUAGCUAUUAAUUAUUAUGCAAUAACGUCGUGCCUUUGAUAUUUUAUAUAUAAUCAAACAAUUCAUCAAUUCAUUCAUACAUUUAUUCAUUUAUUCAUUAGAUAAUAUUUUUUCUAGUUUUAGUUUUUAAAAUAAAAAUAUAUUAAUUUGGCAAUAAACCAAAGAAAUGAAUUAUCUCAUCAUUGAUUCAACAUUUUCUAGACGUUAUUGUUUAUUAUUUUUUUUUUUUUUAAAUCUAUUAUGCGAAUUAUUGUUAUUAUGAUUAUUAUUAUUAUUAAUAUUAUUUUUAAACGCAAUUUAAAAAAAAAAAAUAAAGUGUAAUUUUAAGUUUAAAAAAAGUGUGUGUUUGAUACAAGUUUUGAUAAUUAUUAAUAAUAAUGAUAAUUUUAUAAAUAUAUAGAAAAAAAUUAUUGAUGAAAUUAAAAUAAUAAUUUGAGGAUUGUCCGAGCAUAUUUAAUGUUAAUUAUCAAUUUUUAUUUGUAUUAAUAAAUAAAAAAUUAUUUACCUCGU